AUGCCACGCACAGCCGGACUCUUUAACUGUUUAAUCCGCACACAUCACAUCACGUCACGAAAGAAGCUCCAGCGCGUCCGGCGCGCAGCCCAACAGCUCAAUGUAGACUGGCUGCUAGUGCGCAGCGGCGGAUCGCCAGGCAUCAUGUUCGCCGAAGGCCGCGACGCGGCGGGGCUGACCGAGUGGGUAGCGAGCGUCCAGGCACUACGAUACAAAGAUUUCCGAUGCGUCGCGAAGCCUGCCCCCGUGGAGGAUACGGGCAAGAGGGCUAUGGGGUUUGACGAGACAGAGUCUGUGGCGGAGUUUGCUGAGGAGAUGGAGGGGAGGGGGUUGGGGACGUGGUGGAGGAGGGCGAUGGGAUACGAGAAUGGUGGAUGAAAUGACUUCAAUUGGCUAUUGACGCGUGGUUUUUUGUCCGGUUUACGAGUACGCCGCGCGGCCUUGAGGGUACGUUUGACGAGGGAUCAUCAGGUGGCAAAGGUUUGAGGGGAUCGCGACGAGGCUAGUUUCUUGGUCUGUGUUUCAUGAGGUGAGGUUGUUUACUGGUUGAAGAACGAUGCUUACAUGAAGUUAGGAUUGAGGCGGAGUAGAUGAUCGGGAUUGAAAAGAUGGUAUCGCAGGGCUAGCUGAGAAGAUGCCGCCUGGUGUAAAAAUGUGUACACUACGGGUUAAGCCCAAGAGAAGAUGCCACUUCCUAAUGAGCGCACAUGUGCAUUCGCGAUAUUCGUCACAGGAGGGUACUGGAGCUAUGUCUAUGGAUUAUGGUUGCAAAGAGAGGUCUAAGGUAUACUGGUGACAUCUCGCUGGCCUGGUCUAUAUACCUGCUCAAAUAUGGACAACAUG
Fusarium vanettenii 77-13-4 is the source of this 843-nucleotide messenger RNA. RefSeq lists its product as uncharacterized. The coding region runs from base 1 to 378 and encodes 125 amino acids. The record is from RefSeq and is a predicted model, not a curated record. The transcript has a single exon. Lineage: Eukaryota; Fungi; Ascomycota; Sordariomycetes; Hypocreales; Nectriaceae.